Molecule: messenger RNA, 7231 nt
Organism: Puntigrus tetrazona (Sumatra barb)
Lineage: Eukaryota; Metazoa; Chordata; Actinopteri; Cypriniformes; Cyprinidae
Gene: nrp2a
Product: neuropilin 2a
Exons: 16
Coding region: 654-3362 (902 amino acids)
Biological process (GO): angiogenesis; axon guidance; vascular endothelial growth factor signaling pathway
Cellular component (GO): membrane
Molecular function (GO): vascular endothelial growth factor receptor activity; semaphorin receptor activity
Source: RefSeq, a predicted model, not a curated record
ACACAUACUGGCUCACACACACACACACACACACGCACACACACACACACACGCUCGCGCUCUCCCGCACAUCCACACGCGCUACCACAGCUCCGCGCGAGCACAGCAGUGCGCUACAACACGCUUCUGUGCGCAACGCAAUUCCAAUCCUGCCCGGCAGUUUGGACAAAACUUGGUGCCUCCCGAGUACGACUGAAUGACUCGCGAGAGCAAGAAGAUAUCAGAACAUUUAAACCAGGAGGGCAGCGUGUUUUAAGCGGACGAUUAAGGGAGAGAUCCCUGCGGAAACCUCUAUCAAACCAUCGGAGACCAAUAAGGCAAUGGAGCGCAAUAACGCAUGCAAAUCCGCGACGGCUUUAUAACGGAAUACAGUUGAAGACCUCUAAUUUAGUGUUAUUUGCGGGAAAAGCCGGCUGUGUUAGGACAAAGCGUGACUUUAUGAGUGUAUGAAACAGAUCAUGUUAUGCACAGUUCGCAUUAGCUGUGCGCAAUUGGCUCAGAACUGCGUUUGAAUAUGAAAUUCUGAUCAGCGUAAAGACAAAAAGGCUUGCUUUCUGUUCUUUUCUCAUUCUGUAUCACCGGCGCGUGCUUCUCGAAGAAGAUCACUAGUUGAAUACAGGUCACUUCUUCAAGGCAGCGCAAUUUUUGGGAAGAUGGAUUUCUGGGUAUCUCACCAAGGGAUUGCGUUUAUUUUUUGCUUCGUUCUGAAAGUCGGCGCAACAGAAAUUGAGACAUGCGGAGGCCAGCUGGAUGCCAGUAACGCUGGUUACAUCACAUCUCCAGGAUACCCUCUGGAAUACCCACCCCAUCAGAGCUGCCAGUGGGUGAUCACCGCACCAGAACCCUCUCAGCGCAUCGUGCUGAACUUUAACCCCCACUUUGAGCUGGAACGACUGGAUUGCAGGUAUGACUUCAUAGAGAUCCGAGAUGGGAAUUCUGAGUCUGCGGACCUGCUGGGAAGGCACUGCAGUAACAUCGCUCCUCCUGCCAUAAUUUCCUCGGGUCCUGUCAUCCACAUCAAGUUUGUGUCUGAUUACGCUCACCAGGGUGCCGGCUUCUCCCUGCGAUACGAGAUCUACAAGACUGGAGCCGAACACUGUUUCCGAAAUUUCAGUGCUCCGACCGGAGUGAUUGAGUCUCCUGGUUUCCCUGACAAGUACCCUCAUAAUUUGGAGUGCUCCUUCAUCAUCAUCUCUCCUCCUCAGACGGAGGUCACGCUCACCUUCCAGACCUUUGACCUUGAAAAUGACCCUUUGCUGUUGGGGGAAGGAGAAUGCAAGUAUGACUGGCUGGAUGUUUGGGACGGCCUGCCGCAAGUGGGACCUCUGAUCGGGCGAUACUGUGGGACGAAGAUCCCUCCGGAGAUCCAGUCUUCUACAGGCCUUCUGUCGCUUUCCUUUCACACCGACAUGGCCGUGGCCAAAGAUGGUUUCUCUGCCCGCUAUAACAUGACUCGCAAGGAAAUUAGUGACACAUUUCACUGUAGCAAUGCAUUUGGACUGGAGUCUGGUAAGAUCUCUGACGAUCAGAUUUCGGCGUCCAGCUCAUUUUAUGACGGUCGCUGGCAGCCCCGUCAGGCUCGUCUGAACAAUGAGGACAACGCUUGGACGCCUGGUGAGGACAGCAACAAGGAAUACAUACAGGUGGAUCUUCACUUCCUCAAAGUACUGACCGGGAUCGCUACCCAAGGAGCCAUUUCCAAGGAGACCCAUAAGUCCUACUACGUCACCACCUUCAAGCUGGAAGUCAGUACUAAUGGAGAGGACUGGAUGAUCUAUAGACACGGGAAAAACCAUAAGACUUUCCAUGCCAACACUGACCCAUCUGAGGUGGUGUUGAAUCGUAUUCCUCAGCCUGUUCUGGCCCGGUUUGUUCGCAUUCGACCACAGACCUGGAAUAAUGGCAUUGCACUACGCUUUGAGCUUUAUGGCUGUCAAAUUACAGAUGCUCCUUGUUCGGAGCUCCAGGGAAUGCUGUCCGGGCUCCUCCCUGAUUCCCAGAUCUCAGCCUCCUCGGUGAGGGACCUCCACUGGGCUCCUGGAGCAGCACGUCUGGUGGCCAGCAGAUCAGGUUGGUUUCCUGGCCCUGCCCAGCCUAUAGCUGGAGAAGAAUGGCUCCAAGUGGACCUCGGGACACCCAAGACGGUACGAGGAGUGAUAACCCAAGGAGCACGGAGUGGGGAAGGAGGAACCAGCUCAGAGAACCGGGCUUUCGUUCGGAAAUACCGUCUAGCACACAGCAUGAAUGGGAAAGACUGGAACUUUGUAAUGGAUAGCAAGACUAGCAUGCCCAAGCUUUUCGAGGGGAACACACACUAUGACACCCCAGAGCUGAGGCGUUUUGAGGAACUGGAGGCACAGUUCAUCCGCAUCUAUCCAGAGCGCUGGUCUCCGGCGGGGAUCGGAAUGAGAAUGGAAGUCCUAGGCUGCAACCUGCCAGAAACCUCCACACCAGCUGUAGAGACAUCCAAACCGACUCAAGCCCCCGCUGUAGAAACCAGCACAACACAGAAACCCAGUCCAGUUACCAGCGCUGCCCUGCCGUCUCACAAAGGACUGUGUGAUUUUGAGCAAGGAUUGUGUGGUUGGACCCUUGACCCUGAUUCUGACCUCAGCUGGGCGUUACACAGCUCCAGCAAAAGCACCGCCUUGGGUCAGAGUCAAGAUCUCUCCAUGGGCUUAAACAGUUUGGGAAACUACCUGUACAUAGAGGCCAGUCCUGAGACGCAAGGCCAGAAAGCCCGGCUGUUCAGUCCCAGCGUGGAUCCCGACACCGGACCUCUCUGCCUGAUGUUCUCCUAUCAGAUGGAGGAGCAGGGAACCCUGAGGGUCCUGCUGCAGAACAAACACCAAGAGGAAACCCUGCUCUGGUCCCUCCGUGGAGACCAGGAGCCCAUCUGGAAAGAAGGGCGGACCAUCAUACCUCGAUCUCCCAAUGAAUUUCAGGUGGUAAUCGAAGGAUUUUUUGAGGGUACCAAAGGCCACAUCUGGAUCGAUAACAUCCACAUGAGUGUGAACACACCAUUGGAGGAGUGUACUCAGCCUUUUGCCGCGUUCCCUCCAGACAUGACCGGGGGAGCCCUACCAGGCAAGAGUGAGCCAACAAUAAAUACGCUGUCAGUACCACCUGUUUUGCCCAACUGGUAUUACAUAAUGGCUGUUGGAGGAGCCGUCUUGUUCCUGCUCAUUGUCAUUGUCAUGGCCAUUAGCUGUCGCCAUCUUACGGCCAGGAGGAACCAACCCACAAUGGCCUACUACAGCCCCCACAAUGCACAUUACCCAAACGGCGGCAUGCACAGGGCUGGGAUGACUCCCAAGUUGACUGUAUGGGUUGAGAAGGGCGAUGGGAAUUCCUACUGGUGAACACCUGGACUAAAGGUUUAGAGGUUUGCCUGCAAAGGCUGACUUCGUGAAAGAAGUCCUUGACAAAAGCAGAUCUCAGACUGAAGAGUUGGAGGAGAACCUCAAAGAACGCUCUCAGAUGCUUGGAUUCGAAGGCAUCCAGAUGAACCCAACACUUCGAUUUUUCUGUUUCCUCGUUCUGUUCGUGUUCUUUUCUUUCUUGGAUACUGACGACCCUGUCUUACUAGCGUGCUUAGCUUGUUUACCACAUCUAGCCAGCUCGUACUAAUCUGGAGGGAACUUCUCCAAAAGCGAAUCUGUAUCCGGCCUCUUGACGAACGCCAAGCCAAGAGGACGUGUCAUCCAGUGACCUCAAUCACUGAUCCUGGACUGACUUUGAUCCAGUGUGCUGUACUUAUGUUAAAUCAAUGUGAUUGGACAAGGUCAGAGCAUCGGCGAGUUCAGAGCUGUUGUGGACAUGCCACAAUGUUUGCACUUUGACUAGUCCCUGAGAUUGAUUACGAGUACUUUACCUUAUUAUAGCAGAACAUGGGAACAGACCUUUGGUGAAAGAGAGAACAUGAGCUUUCUGAUAAAUUAAAGCAUACGGGCGAAGGCUCUAUUACUGAGAAUGUGCUUCUUAGCACUUUUUGAAUACAACGCAAGCAUGAUUUAAUUAGUAAUAAGGGAAGGCGAAGUAUUGCUUAAAAGGUUUCUGCAUGUAAACAAGUCUGAUAAAUAGAGAGUCCACCUAAGAUGAUAUAAACAUAUGCUGUCGUAAUGAACACUGCCUUUAAAGUCAACAUGAAAUCAAAAUUGAGUCUCUUAAUAUAUCUACUUGGUCUUAUUGUGAACAGUUGAUCAAUGCAUUGUUAUUACAAUCGUGUAAUGAGUUCUCAUUCUAAGUUAAUGAAAACAUUACGGUUCAAUGCGUAAGGUCUUUGUACACCUCUGAAAACAUAGAUACAUAUAAUAUAUCACAUUUCUCUGAAAAGAUCCUCCUAAAUAUUACACACUGCACCUUUAAACCUUGCCAAUAUUUAACAAAAUAGAUUAAUGCCAGUUGUCAAAAGCUUAAUAUAGAAAACAAAACCAGAUUUAACUAAUAAGCACUGAGACUGGGAUUCGCAAGCCUCACUGAAAGUAGCAGGAAAAAUGUGUAAACUCUCUUUCAGACUAUAUCCUUUUCACCAUCCAAUCAGUUCUCAUUUCAAGUCCCAUCAAACGUUUUUUCAUUGUGCAACUAAAAUGCAUUGCAAAUGUUCUUUCAUGUUGACUUUAAACAUUUUAUUAGUCAUGGUUUUAUAUCAACGAUGUGCUCAACUUGAAUGGGAUGGCGCCACCAAUGAGAUAAGAGCAUCAUGGGAAAGAGGGAUUAAGCAAGGGAGUCAUGUUUUGUGUUUGUUUCUGUGCUCUCUGUGGCAGUAUCUAGGUUAUUCCUUUCUAUCUCGCAUUUCUCACAUUUCUUUCCCAAAGAUCACCCAAAACUGUGUUGGCGUGUGUUAUUCUGAGCAAACGCUUGCUGGUGUGGAGGCUCCAAAAACAAGUCCCAUAAACAAAGACAGCUGUUUCCUUUCUCCAUCUCUGUGCUAUGAGGAAGCACUAAGCGCUGGGGUGGGAGAGAACUUGUGCAGAUAUCAACACCUGGUAGCAAUUUUAGUCCACUGAAGCAUCGUGAAGCUUCAGGAGUGAUUAGCAGUGAAUGCUGUCCAAGAUUGCCAUAUGCUUUUUAUAGUCAUGUUGAAUCGUUUACUAAAUUGAGUUGUCAGUCAGUUUUAUAGGUUAUAUUAUUCCGUUCUGUAUAAGGAUCGUGACAGGGACUUUGGCAGUGCCAUUUGACUAUCAUUUGAUACUGAAAUGCUACUCCAAGGUAUUGCCUUAGUACAAAUGUCAAAAGCGGUAACUGUUUUAAAGGAAUAGGUCACCCCAAAACGAAAACCUGUUAUUCUAGACUUGUAUGACUUCUGUGCAACACAAAGGGAAAUGUUUUGAAUAAUGUUCAUGCUGCACCUUUAUGUAAAUUAAAAUGACCUCACAGUAUAUAUCAUAAAUGUAGUUUUUAUAGAACCACAGAUUUAGGUGAGCGAAAAUAAAAAGAAAAGAAAAUUUGCAUUGCCGUAUAAUCACAUAUGGUGGCAAAUUUGACGUUAGUGACAUUGACAUUGGUUUGCCAUUUACACUGUUAAUCCACUUUUGUAUAUUCUUUUUUAGCAAAAGUGUAAACAUUUCCUUUUGUCUUUCACACUCGAAAGAAAGGCAUGCAGGUUUGGAACGACUUGAGUAAAUGACUGAAUGAUCUUUUUCAUGUGAACUACACCUUUAAGAAUCAAGAAAAAGCAUUUCAAAAGAUCUUCAUGUCAAUGUAAGAAGUAUAGAGCUGUUCAAAAUGGAAAUAAAAGGAUAAAGACCCUUGGCUCCUGAGGGGCUUUUUAAUGCCAUUUCCUGCUGUGAGGUGGUAAGAGAUGUUUUGGCACCGUCAUGCAAUGUGCUUUUAAAGCAGCCACUUUAUCGCUCUUUUCUUCCCUAAACCGUGUCCCCCCUUCUUUUUUCACUCUUAAUAUUUUUUAAUUAGUUAAUGGACCAGAUACCAUUUAUUAAAGCUGCUAAAGGCGUUCCGUCUCCCGCCCCGUGUCUCUCGUCGACUCGGGAAACCACAUUAAUGAGUGCAAGCGCUCUCUCGAGAACGCCGUCAACACGUCACCCAGCGAGGCGUGAUGCCAAACAGCCAUUCUUCUCGGGCUCUUAAAUGCAUCACGAAUACUGAACCGAGAAGCUUCUAAUAAAGCAAAACAGUCUAUUUUUCAAAGCGAGGAGGAUUGCGGUUGAUGUGCACACCCCUGCCGAUGUCUGCUCAGAUCCGAAUGACUCAUGCUAGCUGUACUUUUGGACACGGGCGUCUCAGGGGUUGUCGAACAGUCGACAGCGCUCUCCUCGGAGGUGGGGAGUUGGGUAGAAUAGAUCGCUCACAAUAGAUCCAGCCAGGCUACCGCCUUCACAUCCGUAGUGCGCGAUCUCUCACAUUGAUUCUCUGCUUUUAGACACAGCGGGCUCUGACUCGGACAUUUUUGGAACAAAGCGACCUGAUCCAUAAAGCUAUUCGAAAGUUAUGGGCCUUCUAUUGUACCGCAAAGCUUACUUAGGUGGUGGUGGUGGUGGUGAUGCUACUGAUACAGACUAUGAAUUUAAUCAUGAUAAUGAGGAUGAUGAUGAUGAUGAUGAUGUUGAUGAUAAUGCACUUUGCUUUAUGAAAGUACCUUCUAACUGUGGUCAGCCUAUACCUCAACUUUGAAAUUAGUAAAUUGUUUAAAACGCGAAUGUGAACAGAAUAUUUUUGCUUGAUGAAUUUGUGUCUUGAAAACCUGCUUUUAAAAUGUGACAAUAAAAUCUUAUUUUUCUAAUCCUCACUACUUUUUUUAUCUAUUUAUAUCAGAGCAGUAACAAUAGGCAUUGGCCUAUUUUUGCUGCUAUAUUUGUGUGUUCCCUUAAUGUUUAAAUGCUGGUGUGCUUCAAUUAGUAAUUAUGUAGGUCACAUGAUGUUAUUCUCUGUACUCUGUAAUUAUGUUGCAUAUCUUGCGACACUUUUAAUAAUUUAUCACUUAGCCUUAAGUCCCAAAAUAUACUUAUUUAGAUUUCUGUCAAUCGAAGGCCUAUUACACUGCACAAGUUCAUGAAUACAAACACGCUUGUAAAUUAGCAAGCUUGUUGAGGUUAGUUACUGUGCGUUGUCGACAUGUUUAUAUCUAGUUAUCUAAAUAUUGAAUAAUCAAAUGUUAUGAUGUGAAGAUGACUCCAAUGCCCCAUUUUGCGCUGAAGUGUGUUCAUUCAAGAAUGCACACUUAUAUUCAUUAAUACAGAUAUCAGCAUCAUAUUAUAUGUUUCAAUACAAUGUU